Messenger RNA from Quercus robur (English oak), 2510 nucleotides. Its product is annotated as ankyrin repeat-containing protein ITN1-like. Lineage: Eukaryota; Viridiplantae; Streptophyta; Magnoliopsida; Fagales; Fagaceae. The transcript has 9 exons. Gene Ontology annotation, molecular function: protein binding. Bases 94 to 2403 code for a protein of 769 amino acids. The record is from RefSeq and is a predicted model, not a curated record.
ACACCAAUUCUCUCUCAAUCUUCAAGAGUUCCUCUUGUCACCUGUUCCUUUCUAGUAUCUAUACAAGUGCGUGUUUGGAUCUUGGGAUCAAACAUGGAAACAAAGCCUGUUCUUGAAGUUCUUUAUGACGAAGACAAUUAUUUGGAAUGGAGUGUUCGGGUGAAGACAUAUUUGAUGGCUCAAGAUCUUUGGGACAUUGUAGAAGCAACGAACGAACCUCCUACACCAGAAAAUGAAGCUGCUUUUAAGGCUUGGAGAAAGAUGAAUGCCAUGGCUUUACAUGUGAUCCAAAUUUCAUGCGGGUCAGACACAUUUUCUGAUAUUAUGGAGAUUACUUCGGCCAGAAAUGCUUGGGAAACGUUGGCAGAAAAGUACAAACCUAAAGGUCCUGACCCAAGUAGCAGCAUGGCUUCAGUUCCUUUAGAAGAAGACAAUCUUGACUCAAAUACUAAGUCAGGUACGAUCCAGAUGUCAUCUGAUAUUAGGGAGAUUACUUCAGACAGUAUGGCUUCAGUUCCUUUAGAAGAAGACAAGCUUGACUCAAGUACUAAGCCAGGAGAAAGUGACAAAAAGGGAAACAUUGAUGAUGGCGUUGAGAUUUAUAUGGACUUAUGCAAAUCUUUGCAAAUUGGUGAUUGGAAUGCUGCCAAGGAGUUCCUUAAUCGCCAUCCGCAUGCAAUAAGUGCAAAAAUCACAGUUACGGGCAAGACCGCACUUUAUGUUGCAGCUGAAGCUGGACAUGUGCAUAUAGUGGAGGAGUUGGUAAAGCAAAUGUCUGAAGAAAAUUUGGAAAUAAAAGAUAUUUAUGGUUACACAGCUCUAACUCGGGCAGCUUGUAAUGGAAACUACCGUAUGGCAGAAUGCAUGCUUGGAAAGAAUGAGCGCUUGAUCAGUAUUGGAGAUGACAAUGGAGAUAUUCCAGUUGUUCUGGCUCUUUUCAACGAGCAUUUAAAAUUGGCUCGUUAUCUCUAUUUGCUCACUCCGCUAGAAAUUCUAGUGCCAGAAAAUGGCACCAUCGGGGCUACAGUUGUUUGCGAGGCAAUAUAUAACAAAGCUUUGGAUAUUGCUUUGGAUUUAGUCAACCGUUGUCCACGUUUGGUUGUUGCUCAAGACAGAUAUGGUGACUCCCCUUCUUAUGCACUGGCUUUUAUGCCUGAUUAUUUCCUAAGUGGAAAUCGGCUCGUAUUUUGGAAACGAUGGAUCUAUUCCGGUAUUCAUAUUCAAUCGGGUGGUCCCAUCAAUGAUAUUCGUUUGAACAUUCAAAAACCUGUGAGAAACGGAAGUCGAAGCAAUGGUAAAGAAAUUAUUGGAUCAGGGAUAUAUUCAUUGAGCCAGCUAGUUUCAAAUCUCCGAUCUCUCUUGGGUAUCGAGCAUCUAUAUGAAAUGAAGUUGGCCCAUUUCCUAUCCCGUGAACUCCUCAGUCGCAUGAAGGACCAGAUAAUGAUUUCAAAUGAUCAACAAAGAACGACUGGUGGGGUUUAUGACGCCAUCCUCCGUGCAAUCAAGGAAGGGAUUUUUGAGUUUGUUUUUGAUAUUGUGAAAGCGGAUCCACAACUUGUGUGGAGCCAUGAUGAAAAAUCCACCAGCAUUUUUUCGGUUGCAGUCCAAAAUCGUCAUGCCAAAAUCUUUAGCCUUAUCUAUGGUCUUGAUGUUAAAAGCGCUUUGGCAAGUGGUAGAGAUUCCUCCAACAAAAAUAACUUAUUACAUAUGGCAGGGAUGUUAGCACCUUCUACUUCAGUUAAUGACAUCCCAGGUGCAGCUUUGCAGAUGCAAAGAGAACUACAAUGGUUUAAGGAGGUGGAGAGCAUUGUCCCUCCCAAGGUUCAUGCAUAUGUAGACAAAGAUGGUUUGACUCCCCGAGAAUUGUUUACAAAAAACCAUAAGGACAUGAGGAAAGACGGAGAGCAAUGGAUGAAGGACACAGCAACAUCUUGUACUGUGGUGGGUGCUCUGAUUGUUACCAUUAUGUUUGCUGCAGUAUUUACCAUUCCAGGUGGUAACGACCAAAAUACAGGCUUCCCAAUUUUCUUAAAUAAAAAAUUAUUUAUGGUCUUUAUUGUAUCCGAUGCUCUCUCACUCUUUUCUUCCUCAACUUCAGUCUUGAUGUUUUUGGGAAUCCUCACAUCUCGUUAUGCGGAAGAGGAUUUCCUUGAGUCCUUGCCUAGAAAGAUGAUAAUAGGCCUUUCCACCCUUUUCUUCUCUAUUGCGGCCAUGAUGAUAGCCUUUUCUGCUACUCUUUUUCUUAUGCUACAUGAACAAUCAUGGAUUUUCAAACCUGUCAUUUGUUUGGCUAGUAUUCCUAUCACCCUCUUUGUAUUGAUGCAAUUCCCUCUUCUUGUUGCCAUGGCCAUUUCAACUUACGGACCUAGCAUCUUUAAUAGGAAAAUGAAGCGUUGGUUUUAACAUAUUCAUUAAUUGUGCUAUAUGAUGUACUGGUGUCCUAUAAAUAAUUGGCAUAUACCAAGCAAAGAUGAAGUUUUUCUUUCUUUUUCUUUUUUUCUUGGAAGGUA